Peromyscus leucopus (white-footed mouse) is the source of this 3287-nucleotide messenger RNA. RefSeq names its product pre-mRNA processing factor 40 homolog B (gene Prpf40b). The coding region runs from base 181 to 2817 and encodes 878 amino acids. Gene Ontology annotation, cellular component: U1 snRNP; U2-type prespliceosome. The record is from RefSeq and is a predicted model, not a curated record. Gene Ontology annotation, molecular function: RNA binding; protein binding. The transcript is spliced from 26 exons. Lineage: Eukaryota; Metazoa; Chordata; Mammalia; Rodentia; Cricetidae. Gene Ontology annotation, biological process: mRNA cis splicing, via spliceosome.
CCCGUGCCCCUCCCCCAGACCCAGCCUGGCUUCCCCGAGCCCCGGGCGCCCACCGAGGGCCGGAGGGGACCGGCUCCCGUCUUUCCCCACCCCGUCCACAACACCCUGUCUCCGGAGUCGGUUCCCGAUUCUGGUCCCCGGCCCCCAGCAGCGCCUGCCCCCUUCCCACCGGGGCCCCCCAUGAUGCCACCACCCUUCAUGCCCCCUCCAGGGAUCCCACCUCCUUUUCCUCCAAUGGGGCUGCCCCCUAUGAGUCAGAGACCACCAGCCAUUCCCCCCAUGCCACCUGGCAUACUGCCCCCAAUGCUUCCGCCAAUGGGGGCACCACCACCACUCACACAGAUUCCAGGAAUGGUACCUCCAAUGAUGCCAGGGAUGCUGGUGCCUGCGGUGCCUGUCACUGCAGCGACGGCCCCGGGUGCGGACACCGCCAGCUCAGCUGUACCUGGGACAGGCCCUCCGAGGGCUUUAUGGAGUGAGCAUGUGGCCCCUGACGGGCGCAUCUACUACUACAACGCUGAGGACAAGCAGUCCGUGUGGGAGAAGCCCAGCGCGCUCAAGUCCAAGGCCGAGCUGCUGCUGUCCCAGUGUCCCUGGAAAGAGUACAAAUCCGACACAGGGAAGCCGUACUACUACAACAACCAGAGUCAGGAGUCCCGUUGGACCCGGCCCAAGGAUCUGGAUGACCUGGAGGCCCUAGUCAAACAAGAGUCUGCAGGAAAACAGCAGACCCAGCAGCUGCAGACACUACAGCCUCAGCCACAGCCGCCUCAGCCACAGCCUGACCCUCCGCCUAUACCCCCUGGUCCCAUCCCAGUGCCUAUGGCCCUCCUGGAACCUGAGCCGGGUCGAAGUGAGGAUUGUGACGUAUUGGAGGCUGCCCAGCCUCUGGAGCAGGGGUUCCUGCAGCGGGAGGAGGGCCCCAGCAGUUCUACUGGACAGCAUCGGCUACCACAGGAAGAGGAGGACGCUAGGCCCGAACCAGAGAGAUCUAGCCUCAGUUGGAGCAACCGGGAGAAGGCAAAGCAGGCCUUCAAAGAGCUGCUGAGGGACAAGGCUGUCCCUUCCAAUGCUUCAUGGGAACAGGCCAUGAAGAUGGUAGUCACUGAUCCCCGUUACAGUGCCUUGCCCAAACUGAGUGAGAAGAAGCAGGCAUUUAAUGCUUACAAGGCACAGCGGGAGAAGGAGGAGAAAGAGGAGGCCCGGCUGAGGGCCAAGGAGGCCAAACAGACCCUGCAGCAUUUCCUGGAGCAGCAUGAACGAAUGACCUCCACCACCCGCUACCGGCGGGCAGAACAGACCUUUGGGGACCUGGAGGUCUGGGCUGUGGUUCCUGAGAGGGAUCGAAAAGAGGUUUAUGAUGAUGUCCUCUUCUUCCUGGCUAAAAAGGAGAAGGAACAAGCCAAGCAGCUUCGGCGUCGAAACAUCCAGGCCUUGAAGAGCAUCCUGGAUGGGAUGAGUAGUGUCAGCUUCCAGACCACAUGGUCCCAGGCCCAGCAGUACCUCAUGGACAACCCCAGCUUUGCUCAGGACCAGCAGCUGCAGAACAUGGACAAAGAAGAUGCACUGAUCUGCUUUGAGGAGCAUAUCCGAGCUCUGGAGAGAGAAGAGGAGGAAGAGCGGGAACGGGCCCGGCUUCGGGAGCGGCGAGAGCAGCGGAAGAACCGGGAGGCCUUUCAGACCUUCCUGGACGAGUUGCAUGAGACAGGGCAGCUGCACUCCAUGUCUACCUGGAUGGAGCUGUACCCAGCAGUCAGCACCGAUGUCCGCUUUGCCAACAUGCUGGGCCAGCCGGGCUCUACUCCUCUAGACUUAUUCAAGUUCUACGUAGAGGAGUUGAAGGCUCGGUUCCAUGAUGAGAAGAAGAUCAUAAAGGACAUUCUUAAGGACCGGGGCUUCUGUGUGGAGGUGAACACAGCCUUUGAGGACUUCGCCCACGUCAUAAGCUUUGACAAGAGGGCUGCUGCGCUGGACGCAGGCAACAUCAAGCUGACCUUCAAUAGUCUGCUGGAGAAAGCAGAGGCUCGGGAAAGAGAACGGGAAAAGGAGGAGGCACGAAGGAUGCGGCGCCGAGAAGCUGCCUUUCGAAGCAUGCUGAGGCAGGCCGUGCCUGCCCUGGAGCUGGGCACUGCCUGGGAAGAGGUCCGUGAGCGCUUUGUGUGCGACUCAGCCUUUGAGCAGAUCACCCUGGAGUCGGAGCGGAUCCGGCUCUUCCGAGAGUUCCUGCAGGUGCUGGAGCAGACUGAAUGCCAGCACCUCCACACCAAAGGCCGAAAGCAUGGCAGAAAGGGCAAGAAACACCACCGCAAGCGUUCUCACUCACCCUCAGUGAGUCGGCAGGGCUCUGAGUCAGAUGAAGAGGAACUGCCCCCACCAUCCCUCCGGCCCCCCAAGCGGAGGAGGCGGAACCCCUCAGAGUCUGGCUCUGAACCCUCGUCCUCACUUGAUUCAGUAGAAAGUGGGGGUGCUGCCCUGGGAGGACCAGGCUCCCCAUCCUCCCACCUUCUCCUUGGGCCCGAUCAUGGUCUUCGGAAAGCCAAGAAACCAAAAAAGAAAACUAAGAAGAGAAGACACAAGUCGAACAGUCCUGAGAGUGAGACGGACCCUGAAGAGAAAGCUGGCAAGGAGAGUGAAGACAGAGAACAAGAGCAGGACAAGGACAGGGAGCUCCGGCAGGCAGAGCUCCCUACCCGCUCUCCAGGCUUUGGAAUCAAGAAGGAGAAGACAGGCUGGGACACAUCGGAAAGCGAGCUGAGUGAGGGGGAGCUGGAGAGGCGAAGGCGGACACUCCUACAGCAGCUGGAUGACCACCAAUGACCCCACGAGCUACUUUCUGCCUUGGGACUUAGUGAGGCAGUGGCUCCAGGGCCAUCCUCACCAUCUGCCUCAGACUCCUUCGUCUGUCUGGUCUGUGUCCACUUUCCCUAAAGUUACCCACCCCGACACACUACUGUGAGCACCUCUGAAGGUUGCUCUUGGUGUUCAAGGGUCCCCUAGUUCUCAGAAACUAGUGCAGUCCUUGCCCUUAGCCCCAGACCAGAGAUGGGCAGUCUAUAUCCAUGGGGUGGGUGAUGCCAGUAGCUAAGGCGUGUGGGAAGGGUUUCCAGGAGAGACAGGCUGGUGGACACAGCCUGGGCGGCAGAGGGCAGGGUCCUCACCCUCUAGCAUCAGUGCCUGCUCUUGCCUGACCUGGCCCUGGGGCUCCACCACUGCUUCCUCUACCCCUGGGACCCGAUGUACGUGUUCUGUUCUUGUUUUUUAAAUAAUAUUUAUAACAUGAUCUACAA